AUCACGUUGAUGUCCUAAGCAGAGUCUAUCUGGCUGCCCCUCUGUCUAUCUGGUUUUUUCUUCCCCACAUUAUUUUAUUCGUAACCCCCCGACCUCAACCUUAUAUACUCCAAAACACCCUCUUCCUCUCCCUCCACAAACCCUUUUCUCCCUCUCCAACUCAUGCCAUAGUGUCAUCCUCCCAUCAUACGCCGUCGUUUCAGGAGAAAAAGAGAUACAUUGGACAUGACGAUGAGCAACGCCAUCGGACAGUUCGGCGACACCACGCUUACCAAAGUGUUUGUUGGCGGCUUGGCAUGGGAGACUCCCAAAGAGGCCAUGAGAGACCAUUUCGAGAAGUAUGGUGAGAUCUUGGAGGCCGUCAUCAUCUCCGAUAAGCUCACCGGCAGAUCCAAGGGCUACGGUUUCGUGACGUUUAAGGAGCCGGAGGCGGCGAAGAAGGCCUGCGAGGACGCCACGCCGAUGAUCAACGGCCGCCGAGCCAACUGCAAUCUGGCUUCUCUUGGAGCGCGACGCCCGAGGUCGGCUGCCUCCAGUACACCACCUCACCAAGGAUCUAACGGUGGAUCGAGGCCCACGUCAGCUGCACCUGCUAGUCACGUGCAGUGGUACUAUCCGGCCGGAACGCCGGCUCCCCCCUUCCAUCACCAGCAUCAUCAGGCUGUUCCUUUUUAUGGGUACUCCCCCGCCUACAUUGCGGCCGACAUCAGUUACAAUCAUAAGCUAAGCUACACAGGUGGUUCGUACAUGAACGGGCAUUUCUCGCAGGUGUAUCCAGGGCAGGCUAUGGUGGGUGCGAACGCAUUGAUGCCAAUGUACCCUUUCUAUCAUUUUCAUCAAUCACAGACGAUGGGGCAUCCAGCUCACAUGUUUCCACCAACGACGGUGGGCCCAAUGCCCACCGUCCCAGCGAUCAUCUCAAAGCCCACAUCAAUGGCUCCCAACACAGUUUGUUUGGCUGUGGAAUAGGUGCGAUGGGAGGAGGAGAAAGCUUUAAAAAGGUUGGAUAAAGGAAGAAAGAAAGAAAGAAAGAAAGAAAGACUCAAGGCUUAAAAGAGCAAUAACGAAAGUGCCUGCCGGUGCUCUGGAGUUGGCAGCUGCUCAGAACAACAUUAUUAUCUGAUCUGGGAUGGCUCUUUUCCAAUUUUUUUUGUUCUUUUAAUUUCUUAAUUUCUUAUUCUUAGGUGUUUGAUAAUAUUCAUUCAUUCUCGUUCUCUCUAACAUGCAUCUCAUCAUGAGCUGUAAACCAUUUAAGGAAAAAAAAAAGAACAAGAAAAAGAAAAAGAAAAAGAGAGGAGACAUAUGUAACAGAGGUCAUGUAUGUUCACCCAUGCCCUAUGGAAUCUUUUCAAUGGCUUCAUUGGACUUUGAUGCAUAAA
This is a messenger RNA of Vitis vinifera (wine grape), 1379 nucleotides long. Its product is annotated as probable RNA-binding protein ARP1. The transcript is spliced from 6 exons. Lineage: Eukaryota; Viridiplantae; Streptophyta; Magnoliopsida; Vitales; Vitaceae. The record is from RefSeq and is a predicted model, not a curated record. Bases 226 to 969 code for a protein of 247 amino acids. Gene Ontology annotation, molecular function: RNA binding.